AUGUCAACAGGAAACAUCUCGACUGUAAACACAGAGUUUAUUCUGAUUGGAUUUCCUGGACUAGAAGUCUACCAGCACUGGCUCACUAUUCCUUUCUCUGUUAUGUAUAUUCUAGCCAUUGUUGGGAAUAUUUUACUCAUUUGCAUUAUUAAACUUGAACCUAAUCUGCAUACACCUAUGUAUACUUUACUUUGUGUGUUGGCAGUGGUAGAUAUUGGUUUAUGCACUUCUACAAUCCCUAAAAUGCUGCAGAUUUUCUGGCAAAAAGCCUGCAGUAUUUCUUUUGAAGGAUGCUUUAUUCAAAUGUUCUUCAUUCAUUUCCUAUCUUCAAUGGAAUCUUCAACACUGGCAGUAAUGGCUUAUGACAGGUAUGUUGCAAUAUACAACCCCUUGCUUUACACAUCUAUAUUGACCAAAGCUAAAAUGGCUAAAAUUAUGGGGGUACUUUUUGCAGGAGGUUUUAUUUUAACUGGACUCAUACCUACUUUAGCAUCAAUGUUGCCUUACUGUUCAGCCAACACUAUUCAACAUUGCUUUUGUGAUCAUAUGGCUGUUGCAAAGUUGGCCUGUAAAGAUAUCACAAUGAAUAGUUAUUAUGGUCUAGCUGUAGCCUUUGUGAUAGCAGGCUUGGAUGUCUUGUUUAUCCUAUUUACUUAUGUAAUGAUUCUUCGAGCUGUCUCAAAGCUUGGAUCAAAGGCAGCCCAGGUCAAGGCAUUUAACACCUGUGGCUCCCAUUUGUUUGUUAUAAUGUAUUUUUAUACAACCAUGUUGUUUACUUUUGUAACUUAUAGGUUUGGUAAAAAUGUUCCACCCCGAAUUCAUGUUAUGUUUGCUGUCUUAUAUCUUCUUGUGCCACCAAUGUUAAAUCCUAUAGUUUAUGGAGUGAGGACAAAGGAAAUCCGUCAAGGAUUUCGAAAACAUUUUCUAAGGAACAAGAUUAACCCAAAUGAUAAAUGAUUUUUUUUUUUUUUUUAAUUACUUUAAAUGUACAGGUUGUUGGUUUUUGUUUUGUUUGUUAGAAUCACAAAUAAAUGAGUCAUUCAUUUUCACUUGACAAAUAAACAUGAUUUUAACCUGGCAUACCUGUCAUUUGAAUAAUCUGUCAUGAUGCUAGUAAUAAAAAACUGAACAGUUUACUGCAGCUAGGAGGCAAGAGGUAGUACUGAUAGAGUACUUAAUACAGAAGGCAACAGCUUGUAUAUUUAUAUAGUCUUGACAUUUUUUAUGUAUAUAAAAUGUAUAAAUAAUCCAUAUGUGAAAUGGAAAUUAUAUGUGUUUAAUAUUUUUUUUGUAUUGUUAUAUAUCUUUUUUAAC
Acipenser ruthenus (sterlet) is the source of this 1314-nucleotide messenger RNA. RefSeq names its product olfactory receptor 52E4-like. Bases 1 to 957 code for a protein of 318 amino acids. Gene Ontology annotation, molecular function: G protein-coupled receptor activity; olfactory receptor activity. Gene Ontology annotation, biological process: G protein-coupled receptor signaling pathway. The transcript has a single exon. The record is from RefSeq and is a predicted model, not a curated record. NCBI's taxonomy places the organism in Eukaryota, Metazoa, Chordata, Actinopteri, Acipenseriformes, Acipenseridae. Gene Ontology annotation, cellular component: membrane.